This is a messenger RNA of Xiphias gladius (swordfish), 1213 nucleotides long. RefSeq names its product low affinity immunoglobulin gamma Fc region receptor II-like. The record is from RefSeq and is a predicted model, not a curated record. The transcript is spliced from 6 exons. Gene Ontology annotation, biological process: cell surface receptor signaling pathway. Lineage: Eukaryota; Metazoa; Chordata; Actinopteri; Istiophoriformes; Xiphiidae. The coding region runs from base 66 to 848 and encodes 260 amino acids. Gene Ontology annotation, molecular function: transmembrane signaling receptor activity.
AGUCGGCGCUGACGUGUGAUGCAGCCCCCUCGGGCUGCCAUUCAGGCGAUCGGCAGCCAAGCAGCAUGGAGCUCGCAACGCUGUGCGUUUUUGUCGCAUCUGUGAGAGUCGUUCCCAACAGGUCUCAGUUCUUUCAGUACGAGACCGUCUCUCUGGACUGCGGGGAGCCUGGUAACUCCUCCGAAUGGAGGGUAAAGAGGAAAACGUCCGCAGACAUAAAUAAAGAGUGUUCCAUAGCUUGGGGGAAAAGGAACGGGUCCCAGUGCCUCAUCGAUGACCUUUACCAAUCAGACAGUGGCGUGUACUGGUGCGAGUCGGGAGACGGAGAGUGCAGCGACGCCGUCAACAUCACUGUGACCGGUGGCUCUGUGAUCCUGGAGAGUCCUGUCGUUCCUGUGCGGGAGGGAGAUGCCGUGACUCUGCGCUGCACAAGCAGGGCGACGUCCUCCGCCAACCUCGCGGCGGACUUUUACAAGGACGGCCUCCUCAUCGGACGCAGCUCUACAGGAGACUUGACCCUCCGCAACGUUUGCGAGGCUGAUCAAGGUUUCUACAAGUGUAACAUCACCGGAGCUGGAGAAUCACCAGACAGCUGGCUGGCUGUCAGAGCUGAGCAGCCUGAAUCUGUUCGCUCAAGUCUUGCGAACAUUCUGCUUCCUGUGGUGGGCGCCUGUCUCUCGCUGGCCUCGCUGAUGCUGCUUUGCCUCUGGAGGAGCCACAAAGGUGAAAUCGACCCUGACGUGUCAUACGUUGAUGUCACCAUCCCACAGGAGGCGCGACCAAAGAGGGACACAGAAACGGACACCGAACCCACCCUCUACUCGACAAUCAAACCGGGGGCCACCUGAGACUUUGCGGAGCCAGGGUUGGAACCCGCGUGAAAGCGAGGAAGUAUCUCGGCGUCCUUCGACGGAAAGAAAAGCUCGUUUCAUUUCUCUUUGCCCACAGCUAAACUGAACCUCAUCCCCCGAACCGCGAGGGCAACGCGGUCUGGUGGUUGAGUGAAUAUGCCCACGUGCGAACAAAGGUAAAAACUAAACCAAACACGUGCCGACACGUUGUAGAAGCACGAGAUGAACUCGUGAAUCAGAGUUCAGUGUCUGUUUCUUCGACUGCGUCUUCUCUUCCUUUCUCCUCCACGCGCAACCUCAAAGUUUGACCUGGACAUUUUUGCGAAACUGCUUUUAUGCUGAGCUGAAGACUGAACGAGAAU